Molecule: messenger RNA, 561 nt
Organism: Drepanopeziza brunnea f. sp. 'multigermtubi' MB_m1
Lineage: Eukaryota; Fungi; Ascomycota; Leotiomycetes; Helotiales; Drepanopezizaceae
Source: RefSeq, a predicted model, not a curated record
AUGCAGUUCGACCUGUCAACCCUCCUCAUCCUCGCUACAGCGAUCGCCUCCAUCAACGCAACACCUCUUCCAGGUCAAGGCCUUUCCAUUCCGGAAGCUGCAGAGAUCUUGGCACCACGGAGCGCGGAGGCAGCCUUAUCUCGCACUAGCCCGCGCUCGGUCAGCUAUGACGAUCUCCUCAAACGCGGAGACUGGACACCCAGCAUGGUAGGUGACGAGGAGGAGGAGGAGCUCGAGGAGUUCGAGGAGCAGGAGCAGGAGGAGGAGGAGGAGGAGGAGACGCUGCGGAAACGUGAAGUGGAGCCCUUGCCCAAGAAAAAAUUUGACGGGUUUGAAUGGGACACGGAGUUCACAGCGGGUCUCAAGAGAAAGUUCAAGACGAGCGUCAAGAAGGGCGUCAAGAAGGGCGUCAGAAAGGGCGUCAGAAAGGGCAUGGAGAAGGGCCUCGGUAAGGGUUUCAAGCAAGGUGUCAAGAUGGGCGUCAAGAAGGGCAUCAAGAAGGGCAUCAAGAAGGGCAUCAAGAAGGGAUUGAAGUGCUACUUCAUCCGCAUCCUGUGCUAA